Molecule: messenger RNA, 1182 nt
Organism: Dentiscutata erythropus
Lineage: Eukaryota; Fungi; Glomeromycota; Glomeromycetes; Diversisporales; Gigasporaceae
Source: the annotation of a GenBank genome assembly
AUGUCUCAAUCGACUGCUGCAUCAGGUGAAAAGCCAAAAGUCAUAAAGACAUAUGGGAGAGUUCCAAGUCUUACGUGUCACGAGAAUAGCCCCUCAAGAGCGCAAAAGUCAAAGAUCGUGGAACUUCAAGAUGUAUCAAGUCUCCCUAAUAUUGAUGAAAGUCCUUCGCAACGUAAGCGAGAAAGCGUUUCACUUUUACCGAAAAAACGCGCUGCAAUUACUUGUUCAACUGACAACAUUCAAUACUAUUCACUAGAAGUCAAACAAAAAUCCAUUAAUGAUUUUUUCAAAUCAAAAACCGUCGUUAGGAUCGAAAAUUUAUCGGGUGAUGAAGAUGAUGAUUCUGGAAAUAUUAUAAUUAAGAGACAACGAAAGCAAACGUAUCCUUUGAUACCACGAUUCAAUUCAGAAAAUAACGCGAAAACUCACUCAUGUUCUACUUCACCGCCAAAGAAGCGUGUCAAACAAGCGGAACAAAUGUUUCUUGAUUUUGGGCAAAAGAAUUUCAGUACUUACACAUGUCCGGAGUGUCAUAUGCCUUAUAGUCGAGGCACAGUCGAAGAUGAAGCAAUACAUGCAAAAUAUCAUAAGGCGGUUGUCAGAGGAAUUGCUUAUACGAGUUAUAAGCAUGAAAUUAUGUUAAAGCAAUUUCCAGAGGAUAAUAGUCGCAUAAUGAUGCUCGUAUAUAGCCAAUCCAAUCCGUUUGAAAAGCGAAAGAUACUCCAAAUUCUUGAUGUAAUUGAUACAGAAUUGAACUCUGUGGAACUAAGUGAGGAGAAACUAGAUCAGUGCAAGAUUUACUUGUAUGUUACUGACAAGAAAAGGGUUGAAGGGUGCGUAAUAGCUGAACCAAUUACGCAAGCAUACAGAAUUUUACGCGGUGAUAAUAACGGUAUGCAAGUUGAAAAAAUGCAAGUCGGGACAUCAAAUAAUGGAUCUGCGAUUUUUUGCUUUACAAAGCCAAUUCAAGCUAUUUGUGGAAUAAACCGAAUAUGGGUAUCCAGACCAUAUAGGAGGAAAGGUAUUGCGACAAAACUAUUAAAUACUGUUAGAGAAAAAUUUACGUAUGGAUGUGUUCUCAGAUCUAGUGAUUUGGCAUUUUCGCAACCAACUGGAGAUGGCCAAGCUUUUGCCGCUCAUUAUACUGGCACUAUGGAAUUUCUUGUGUAUACUGAAAACUAA